Linderina pennispora is the source of this 1548-nucleotide messenger RNA. RefSeq lists its product as uncharacterized. The transcript has a single exon. Bases 1 to 1548 code for a protein of 515 amino acids. Gene Ontology annotation, molecular function: protein binding. The record is from RefSeq and is a predicted model, not a curated record. Lineage: Eukaryota; Fungi; Kickxellomycota; Kickxellomycetes; Kickxellales; Kickxellaceae.
AUGGCGGUACGGGCGCACUACUACCUGGCAGAAUUUGGCCGCCACCGCGUGCUGGAUGGCAAACUGGGAUUGCAUGGCCGGCGCCCCCAGCUGAUACGCCAGGACAUCGUGCUUUUGCUGCUGAACCUGGGAGCCGACCCGCGAGCCGACGACCAGUGGAUAUUUCGGUUUGCGUGCUCGCACGGCUGGACAGUGAUAGUGCAAAAGGUCCUACGAAUGUGUCUGCACAGCAUUGACACGGCAGACGGCACGCGGCAGGUGCUGCGGGAAUGCCCCGAGAUGCUGUUUGAGGAAAGCAGCGGCGGGCUGGAGAACUGGCGCGGGUCAGCUGCAGUUAAUAUCCGGAGUGAGCACUUGUGCAGGCGCAUGCAGCACCUUAUCGAUGUGCAUGCCGAUGACGAUGAGGCCCUGAGAAUUGCCUGCGGCAUGGGGUUCACAGGCGUGGUGCGUGCGCUGCUGCAGGCCGGUGCUGACGUCAAUGUUCUUGAUGGCGAGCCUCUGGUGCUCGCGGCGACGCAUAUGCAGACGGCUGUGGUGAAGAUGCUGAUUGCUAAUGGCGCCAGCGUCAUGGCCGACCACGUCAAGGCAUUGCGGUCGGCGGUGCUGGUCGGCGACGCAAACAUGGAGUGUGUGACAUGCCUGCUUGAGGCUGGUGCCGACCCGCAGGCCAUGGACAAUAGCAGCCUGCUGACGGCAUGCUACAAGGGCGAUGGCGAGUUCCCAAAGCCGCCGCCGCUGAGAGACUACUGUAGUGAUUUAGAUAGACCAAUGUCGCGUGCGCACCUACUAAAGUUCUCCUAUGCGGGCGUGCCCAGCAAUGGGCCGCUGUAUGACUCGCCAGCGAUCAGAAAUGCGGGCCCUCUGUCUCCGUCAAUGAUGCCGCGCCAGCCGCGCCGGUACCGUAACCAGGCGCAAGCUUCGCGGUAUGCCUCGCAGUCGGGCAGCGUGCUCUCGCCUGCUGCUACUGCCAUGUCAUCGGUAGUGGCAACCCCUACCAAUCCCGCCAGUGGCUCAACCAGCUAUCACGACAAGCUGACGCCAUCUUCUCCGACAACACACAUUGGUCUGGUGCGGCUAUUGCUGGCCCGCGGAGCCAACGCAGAUGCGCGCAACGGCCGUCCCCUGGUUUACGCGUGCUCGCGCGGGUCCACCCGGAUUGCAGCAAUAUUGCUUGCAUAUGGCGCACACGUGAGCAAGGACGAGGCCCUGUGCGAGGCUGCCGAGUGCGGGCACCUGGAGACCAUACGACUACUGGUUAAUGCCCAGGCGAAUGUGCAUGUGGGGGAAGAAUGUCCGCUGCGGAAUGCUGCGCGUGGCGGCCAUCUGGAUGUUGUCCGUCUGCUGAUCGGCGAGGGCGCCGAUGUGUCGGGCCAGAGCGGGAUCCUGGCGUUGCGCGCGGCAGCCAGAGCCGGCUGGGUCGAGAUCGUCAGGGAGCUGGUUCGCGCUGGCGCCUGCUCCAGCGACGACGAGUUCAGGCGCUGUGCGAUGCGGUCACGCCCCAUGAGGAGACUUUUGGGAAUGGAACAUGGGAUGGAGUUCCUGUACUAG